AUGGUCAACUCACUUCCGUUUGGCGGCCAACAGGUCCCUGUCCCCGGCUUUGGUGCCAUGGGUCUAAGUGCUGCCAUGGGGUCCGAUAUGAACCUCGAGCAGGCCGAGCCAGUCCUCUUGAAAGCGGUCCAGCUUGGCUGCACGUUUUGGGAUACAGCGGUUGCCUACAAGAGUGGCGCAAACGAGAAGCUGCUUGGGGACUUCAUUAAGAAGCAUAAUGUCCGUGAUAAGCUUUUUGUGGCGUCCAAAUGCGGAUUUGAUGUGUUCGGACCUGUCCCAGCAGUGACCAACUCAGCAGCUCACAUCAAGGAAUAUAUCGAGGGGACAAUUGAUAGGCUCGGUUUCACUCCUGAUCUCUAUUAUCUCCACAGAAUCGAUCCCAAUACUCCCCUCGAGGAGUCCAUUGGCGCCCUAGAGGAACUCCGCCGCGCUGGAAAGACCAAAUACAUUGGUCUAUCUGAAUGCUCUGCUGAGACCUUGCGCAAGGCAAACUCGAUCGCCAAGAUCGAUGCCAUUCAAGCUGAGUACUCGGCCUUCGAGACAUUGCACGAGACCAAUGGCCUUAUCGAGACAGCUAAGGAAUUGGGUGUGGCAUUUGUGGCAUUCAGCCCGUUGGGACACGGCUGGCUCGUGGAUGACUUCCAGUUCAAGUCCCCCGAUGACUUUGCGCCUGAUGAUUUCCGACGCACUGUCCCCAAGUUCCAGGGCGAAAACUUCUAUAAAAACAAGGCCAUCGUGGACGAGAUCAAGCAAUUGGCCACAGCAAAGGGCUGCACGGUUGCACAGAUCGCGCUAGCUUGGGUUGCUGCGCAGGGGUUGAUUACUAUCCCAGGCACGACCAAGGCCUCGCGCCUGGAAGAAAAUUGGGCAUCUCGAGAUGUCGUGCUGACGGACGAGGAGUUGAAGGCGAUGCGAAAGAUUGUGGACGACGCGAAGCCGGUUGGAGAGAGGUUCUCUGCCGUCUUCCAGUCGAUGGUCGGUCACUAG
Molecule: messenger RNA, 987 nt
Organism: Ilyonectria robusta
Lineage: Eukaryota; Fungi; Ascomycota; Sordariomycetes; Hypocreales; Nectriaceae
Product: putative aldo-keto reductase
Exons: 6
Coding region: 1-987 (328 amino acids)
Cellular component (GO): cytoplasm
Source: RefSeq, a predicted model, not a curated record